CCCACGGGAGUCUCCUUGCAGCAGCCGUCCGAGUGCAGAGUCCGGAGCUGCGGCGGCGUAAGUCAUGGCUGGACAAGCUUUUAGGAAGUUUCUUCCGCUAUUUGACAGAGUAUUGGUUGAAAGGAGUGCCGCUGAAACUGUGACCAAAGGUGGCAUUAUGCUUCCAGAAAAGUCUCAAGGAAAAGUAUUGCAAGCAACGGUUGUGGCUGUGGGAUCAGGCGGGAAAGGAAAGGGUGGAGAGAUUCAGCCUGUCAGUGUGAAAGUUGGAGAUAAAGUUCUUCUCCCAGAAUAUGGAGGCACCAAAGUAGUACUAGACGACAAGGAUUACUUCUUAUUUAGAGAUGGCGACAUUCUUGGAAAGUAUGUCGACUGAAAUCACUGUUGAAAUGGUGUCACAUGAAGCUGCCCAUUCCACUGAUAUUCUGAACUAUUUCAUCAUGUAAAUAAUUUCCAUGCCUCCCUUUUAUAAUAAACGGAUGAUGCCUAAACUG
Molecule: messenger RNA, 491 nt
Organism: Rattus rattus (black rat)
Lineage: Eukaryota; Metazoa; Chordata; Mammalia; Rodentia; Muridae
Product: 10 kDa heat shock protein, mitochondrial
Exons: 1
Coding region: 65-373 (102 amino acids)
Cellular component (GO): mitochondrial matrix
Molecular function (GO): protein folding chaperone; protein-folding chaperone binding; metal ion binding
Source: RefSeq, a predicted model, not a curated record